CCGAGGCCAUGUUCCCCCGUCCCGCCUUCCCCGGGGAGGCGAGGCGGGCGGCCGCCUCGGGCCGCAGCCGGUCGCGGCCUCGGGUCGUCGGCGGCGGCGGCGGCACCGUGCUGCUGCCCUCCAUGCUGAUGUUCGGCGUGAUCCUGGCCUCCAGCGGGCUGCUCCUCAUGAUCGAGAAGGGGAUCCUGGCCGAGGUGAAGCCGCCGCCGCUGCACCCGGCGGCGGGGGAGCUCUCCCGGCGAGGCGUCGGCGGCGAGGAGGAGGAGGCCGGCGGCGAGCUGGAGCGCGAGGUGCUGCGGGACGUCCGCAACCGCACCAUCCGCGCCGUCUGCGGGCAGCGGGCCAUGCCCCGCAGCGUCUGGGAGCUGCCGGCCGGUCAGCGCCGGACGGUCCUCCGGCACCUCCUGGUCAGCGACAAGUACCGCUUCUUGUACUGCUACGUGCCCAAGGUGGCCUGCUCCAACUGGAAGCGCAUCCUGAAGGUGCUGGACGGGGCGCUGGAGAGCGUCGACGUCAAGCUGAAGAUGGACCACAAGAGCGACCUGGUGUUCCUGGGCGACAUGAAGCCGGACGAGAUCAGCUACCGCCUGAAGAACUACUACAAGUUCGUCUUCGUGCGCAACCCCAUGGAGAGGCUGCUGUCGGCCUACAGGAAUAAAUUUGGGGAGAUCAAGGAGUACCAGCAGAAGUACGGGGUGGAGAUCGUCAGGCGGUACCGGAAGAACGGGGGGAGCUCGGCGGGCGACGACGUGACCUUCUCCGAGUUUCUCCGGUACCUGCUGGACGAGGAGGCGGAGCGGAUGAACGAGCACUGGAUGCCCAUCUACAACCUGUGCCAGCCCUGCGCCGUCAGGUACGACUUCAUCGGCUCCUACGAGCGGCUGAACGCGGACGCCAACUACGUCCUCGAGCGAGUCCAGUCGCCCUCCUUCGUCCGCUUCCCCGAGCGGCAGCCCUGGUACAAGCCCGUGACGGCGGAAACGCUCCAUUACUACCUGUGCAACACCCAACGCCGCCUGAUAAAAGAGCUGUUGCCAAAAUACAUCCUGGAUUUCUCCCUCUUUGCCUACCCCCUUCCCAACAUAACCAGCGAAUUCUGCAGGCAGUGAGUUGUUCAUUCCGGGAUCCGGUGUAAAUUCUGCCUUCGCCGCACGGAUUUGCUAACGCAGCCGUCGCUGCGAAUGACACGUUGCCGCAGGGCCCGUGAAACACGCUCUUCUAUGCAUUAUUUCCUAAUUUUAUACUUUCCAAACACUGUUUAUAUAAAAUAUUACACAUUGCCUUUGCUACUAGAAUACUUUUUGUAUUGUUCUGAUUUUAACGUGUACAUACGCCGCUGACUUGAGCACAAUAGCUUUUGUAUAUCUAUUUCGCUUUAAAUUCUUUUUUAUGACAGGACAUGAAAAACGCCUGUAAGGAAGUUGAGAAAUGGAUAUAUUUUAAGUAUUUUUUCCUCCUUUUUUGUGUUUUGUACUAAAUAGCGUGCGGCUGAAUUGCAAUCAUAACGUAGUGGUUGAUGCGCUAAUAGAAAUGUAGUGGUUGAUGCGCUAAAAAUUAGCGCUGUUAAAGCUGGUCCUGGAUUAGAUGGGAGAUAGUUUUUUGGGUAUGAGUAGAAGAAAAGGCUUUUAUAAACUAGGCCCUAUUUAUCCUUUAUUUUCUCAUCUGCAGAUGGUGGCUAAAUGAGGCCGGUCUUUUUUUCUGUGACAGUAGUACCUCUGGUUUUUAUUAUUAUUAUUAUUAUUAAUUAUUAUUAUUUACCGUUGAAAUAAAACUAGUGAUAGGAUAAUAGUCACUUUUGCGCGAUUUUAAGAUUUGAAAGUACCAACUAUUUACCCAGCAUAACAUACGAGGUGCAAUAUCAAGCCAUAACAAUUUGCUCUUCUCUGCCUCUCUUUGAAUUAAAGCGAUACAGACUUCUGAUAAGAUCAAACCCCAUCCUGGUUCCUAGGACAAAAAGCAACAAAAAACCCCACCCACCGCGUGCCAGCUCACAGCCUCGGUGGGUGUCUGCGUGCCCACGUGCGUGCAAACCACCGUGGAAAAACACUUUCUCCGGCCAUGUUUGAAACAAUGGCGAUUUGAGGAUUAGUUCUCCCUUCUUUUAUAGAGGUGCGCACCGUUUUUGCAGCUACUUGUAUUUAAUUAUGGCUGUUAAACUGUAAAAGUUUGGGAGGUAAUGUAGAAUGUUGUUCCUGGGAGGCUGUGUCCUCGUUUCUAAUAAAGUUUUUAUAUGAAUUA
This is a messenger RNA of Harpia harpyja (harpy eagle), 2238 nucleotides long. It is a transcript of the gene CHST14, whose product is annotated as carbohydrate sulfotransferase 14. Gene Ontology annotation, biological process: carbohydrate biosynthetic process; dermatan sulfate proteoglycan metabolic process. Lineage: Eukaryota; Metazoa; Chordata; Aves; Accipitriformes; Accipitridae. Gene Ontology annotation, cellular component: membrane. The record is from RefSeq and is a predicted model, not a curated record. The coding region runs from base 9 to 1109 and encodes 366 amino acids. The transcript has a single exon. Gene Ontology annotation, molecular function: sulfotransferase activity.